UAAGGGUCACCCGUAUAUUUUCUAUCUGUCCACUAGAAUUAGCAGAUUUUGAUACUCAAGCCAACAAUCCCUACAGGCAUCGUGUAGAUUAGCAGCGUAUCAGUCAUUUCAAACGAUUGACCCAUUGAUACACGAGCAUCACAGAUCGAGACGUGAAGGCUGUGCCAGCUGAUGAAAUUGUUGACCUAACAGGUGACAUGUCGUGUCUCAAGCUUCUUGAACAAUUGCUCGAACAACAACUAGACUCUUCGUCAAAAGAUACACUUGCCAGGAAGAAUGUCGCAAAGAAACUGGAGAAGAUGCUUCUAGAAGCGACUCUUGGAUUUGAAGGUGAGACGAGGUGCCACUGGUUAUCAUCUCUAGACGAGGUUCGUCUAUUGCCGGGAGAUAGUCUUGUGACAUGUAGGAUUGAUGCGGUCAAGAGAGCGCUUCAAGAUCAGCCUUGUCCGUCCCUCAAAUCUCUCAAGAGUGGAGAAGAGCAGACUAAACUGCUUUCAAAAUCUGUUUCUAAAAUGUUGAACAAUUUUGUAGUUCCAACUGUGCUUGAUGAUGAUAGUGCAGACUCUAUUGCUGCUCAUCUGUCUCAGAGUGAAGCACGCUCUUAUCAUGGAACUCUAUUGGCUAUUCAAGCUACAGAAGAUGGGAACCACAAGGGCUUCAUCUACAGCAGGAGAAUUUCAAGAAAACUUUCUAAAAGGAGUACCUUAGUUUGCAAUCUUGAUACAGCCUAUACCGUUGCAGAUGCAUCUCUGGCAUUUCCUGUUCAUCCAGGAGAUCAAAUUCAAUUUAAGUUGAACACAUGCAAGCAGCAAAAUGAAAUAGACGUUUUUGAUAUUGUUGUCACUGACUACUAUAGUCUGAAUGACAAGGAAAUAACAUCAUACAUUGACGAUCUAGAAAAGUGUUCCAAGUCUACUGAAUCAGAUUUUACUGAUCCUCUUUUAAAAGUCACUAACUUUCUUCCUAUGUGGAAAUAUAUUAUGAAUGCUCGUCAACUACCUGAGAAUGUCUCACGAAAAGUUGUUGUACUUCAUAAUUGUAUAGUGAAAUCCAGAACAAGCCAGUUGCAACAGUCUCGAAUGGAGACUUUAAUGCGUAGCUACAUAGGGGCAAAAUUUCUUGAUAAUUUGUAUGAUCAAGUUGGCAAAGAAGUCGAUCUUGCUGAUGUUUGUGAAUUUUUGUCAAGCUUUGUCAAAUACUUGCCAACAUCAGCAUUUGCAGUAGUUCGACUCAUUAGUCGUCUAACUGAGCUUUUAAAUCAAAGUGGCCAGAUGGAAACUUCUUGCAAGUUCCUGAUGGAGGUGGUGACAACUACUUGUGUUCCUCCUAGAACGACAUCAAUUUCCUCUCUGCGUUGGGACCAGACGCCACUGAUUGUCACUCCACAAGAGCUGAGCGUCUUGACUCAAGCUGGAGGUGGAAAGCACGCACAUCUGCCUGUGGUUCAAACUAAAGGGCCAUAUGAGAGUCUGAACGCUUACUAUAAUACGUAUUUUCGACUGCUUCGUGAAGAUUGCUUUGGUGAGGCUUGCAGACUGAUUGGUGCAGCUAAACUUGGUCAACUGAAUGAAGAUACUGACGUAGUGUACCACGUGAGUGGGUUUACUGGAUUGCAUUUUCUGAGGAACGGCAGAGGAAUGGCAUAUGGUGUGAAGAUUGAGCCAAGUUCAGAUAUUGAUUGGACAACGUCGGAUGUCCUGAAGAGUGAAAAUUUAGUCUGCCUAAGUAUUGACGGGAAAUUCGAAGAUGAGAAAAUGAUAUGGGCAACCAUAGCAACCCAAAAUGGCUCCAGGAUAGCUAACUUGCAAAAGGGUGAGCUCUUCGUUCAAUUUUGCACAGAAGCUAACGAGAGGAGCGAUGCUGAGGUCAUUCUUCUUUUGCGAGAUUCUAAGCAUGCCGUUAUGGUCGAGAGUCCUACAUUCUUUCGAGCUUAUUAUCCUGUACUGAAAUCUCUGCAACAGAGAAAGAUAGAAGAGACGCCAUUCCAGGAUGAGUUACUCAGAUUCCAGAGCUCAGCUGUUGGCCUUAUCGACCCGAACAGUAAACUUGAUUGGAAAGUUAUUUUCAAACCCAAAAAUUCUAGUGAGGAAAUGCCGUACACCACGGUUGGUGAACUCGACGCUGUUACUAAAGAUCACAACUUUGAGUGCUUACUAGAUGACAGUCAGCUGGAUGCUUUAAAACUUGCUUGCAGCCAGCCCCUUACAAUAAUCCAGGGUCCUCCUGGCACAGGAAAAUCAUACAUUGGGGUAAAGUUAGUUCAGUUGUUCAGAACAAUUGGCGCGUUGUCAAUUGCAAAGAAACCGAUUCUCAUUCUUACAUACAAGAAUCGUGUGCUCGAUCAAUUUCUUGAGGACUGUUUACAGUUCUGUCCUCUCGGGAAGAUUGUGCGAGUAGGAAAAGUUGGAAGUCGAAAACUUGAAUCUCGCGGUCUGACUGCUGUUCUACACCGCGAAAAGUUGAAACAUCGUCGUUAUGCCAGACGAAUUCAUUAUGACAGCAUCAGUCGUUUGAAAACGCUAAAACACGAGUUACAUCGCGCAGGUCGACAACUGGAACUGUCUGAUUGUCUGAACGUUGACAUGAUUAUGUCUCGAGCGACUACCGAACAGCUGCAAUCUCUUCUCUAUGGCGACGAAGACAUCACUGAAGAAGACUCUGAAAUAUUGAGCAAACUAAGAUUUAAAGAUAAUGCUGAUUUGAAAGAACUAAAACGAAACAAAGAUUUCAAGCAGCUCGUAACGCGAUCAGCUGAUAGAUGGAUAGGCAAAGCACUGCAGCAGUCUCCGGAAGAGUCAAAAGAAGAGAAGAAGGCGCGAAUGCCAUCUCUGUUUCGAGCGCAAGGUUCUAAGUCAGCCACGAGGCAGUCUGAAGAUAAAGACUCUGAUCUGUCAAGCGAGCUGUUUCAAGGCAAGACUCUAGAGCAGGAACGCUUAUGGUCCAUUGACGACGAAGAACCAAACGUUUACGGCGAGAAGAAGGUAGACGAAGGCCCACAAUCGAUCUCUUUUAACUACGAAUCAUCACAAGAAUGGAAAAUCAACAUUUCCAAGCAGAGAUCGCCAGAGAAUGUGCAGCCUCGACUAGCGAAUUGCACGGAUGUUUGGAUUCUUGAUCCUGACGAGCGCCGUCUUCUCGCUCAGUCAUGGCUGGGACGGCAAUGCAAAGCGGCCGCCGACCAAUUCACAUCUGCUGCAAAGGAGUACGAUGAUAUCUGCGAACAUAUCCAGGAUCGCAAUAGGCUCAUUAAGUUUGAAAUUUUAAAAUCUGUUGACAUCGUUGGUAUGACGACGACUGGUGCGGCAAUACACCAGCAGCUUUUAACAGCCGUAGAACCGGCUGUGGUGAUCGUAGAAGAAGCGUGUGAGGUUCUUGAAGCCCAACUACUGGCCACUCUAACUUCAUCCGUUAAGCAUCUCAUUAUGAUUGGAGACCACGCACAACUCAGACCAAAGGUGGCUUGUCAUUGGCUGUCACAGCAUCAUCACUUCGAUCGUUCUAUGUUUGAACGUCUCGUGUCCAAUCAGUUUCCUCACAAAACGUUGCAAAAUCAAAGGCGCAUGAGAGAAGAAUUUACGGAAUUACUGAAGCCCUAUUAUAGUUAUCUUCAAUCUCAUUCUCAAGUUAAAGAAAUAAGAAUUCCUAAAUGUUUUGGUUCUUAUCAUAUGUUCUUUUGGUCGUACGAAAAAGAGUAUGAGAAGAAACGAGUGUCCGGGACGAUAAUAGUGAACGAGAAAGAAGUUCUAAUGGUCGUCACGUUAGUGCUGGCUUUGCUAAUUUGUGGUGAACUGUCAGAAAGCAUCACAGCACUUUCUCCUUACCGAGCUCAGGUACAUGCUAUCAUUGAGCGGUUGCAGAAUUGCAGAGACCUGUGUUCUGAUGAAGAUGUCAUUACUAAAGCGAAGGAUGUGAAAGUGUGUACGGUCGACGAAUACCAGGGUUACGAGAAUGACAUCAUCAUUCUUUCUCUAGUACGAUCAAACAAAGCCAACAAAUUAGGCUUUCUCAAGGAAAAGAACCGUGUCGUCGUUUCUAUAUCACGUCAACGUUCGUCUCUUAUCGUGAUCGGUAACAGCCAGUUUCUUGAAAGAAACGACAGCAACUGGAAGGCUAUUAUAAAGAAGUUCCAUGACCGAGGCUGCCAUGGUACACAGCUAACUUUGCAGAUGAAUAAGUCAGAGCCAGCUGUCAACGUAUAUGAAGUUGUCAGAAGAGCAAUCGCAAAGCCCAAAGUGACGGCUACAACGUCAAGUUGUGAAAUGCCAUCUGAAUUACAGGCGAACAUUGAACACUCAUCAUUAGACGAUCAUUACAGCGCCGAGGGGGGCGUUGACGAAACAACUGAGUCUACAAAGAAAAAUUCCAAACUUUCGGUUGUUUUGAAGAAAUCGAAUUCAAAUGGUUCAAACGAUACUUCACAAGACGAGCAGCUUUUGCAAAGUCCAUUGUCUCCUCUUACACCGACCAGUAGGAUUUUGAGUAAAACGAUGCAGCGAGUUGCUUGGAAGGUGGGUAAGAGCUGGAUACCUCUCUGCCGAGAACUGGGACUUGAGGACAAUGAGAUCGAGACUAUAAAAGCAAACGAUCCUCUUGACGCUCAAGAGCAGGCGCAUCAGGGAUUGCUAAAGUGGUCGCGCUCUCAAGGCGACCGUGCUAACAAAGAAGCUCUAAUUGCGGCUUGCAGUAGACCUGAAGUUGACAGAAAGGAUGUCGCAAGCGAUUUGGAAAAAGGGCUUUUUGAUUUUUGAAGUAUAUGGCUUGCUCAUCUGGUGUUUGUCAUUGUGGUGUACAUUGUGUGUACUUAGUAUAGUUUGGACAGACUGUUUAGAUGAGUAGAAUCUUUUAGGAUUGUUAUUCGUUUUUAUUUCCAACUAGUAUACAUGGCCCGUCUUUCGUACGGGCAAUAUACUGUAGAUAGGUCUG
This is a messenger RNA of Corticium candelabrum, 4923 nucleotides long. Its product is annotated as NFX1-type zinc finger-containing protein 1-like. NCBI's taxonomy places the organism in Eukaryota, Metazoa, Porifera, Homoscleromorpha, Homosclerophorida, Plakinidae. Gene Ontology annotation, biological process: regulatory ncRNA-mediated heterochromatin formation; signal transduction. The transcript has 15 exons. The record is from RefSeq and is a predicted model, not a curated record. Bases 198 to 4748 code for a protein of 1516 amino acids. Gene Ontology annotation, molecular function: helicase activity; protein binding. Gene Ontology annotation, cellular component: nuclear RNA-directed RNA polymerase complex.